UUUAGGUUAUAACCGUGUCUGACAAAAUUUUAGAUACUUGUUUGUGCAGUGGAAGAUACAAAAAGUUUGUGCUAAAACAAUAGGCUCAAUAAGUUCUUUACGAAACAUCAGUGAUUAUUGGAAUUUUGUGUUUAGGAAUAUUUUGUUAGUCAAAAGAAUGGUGUAUGAUGAUGUGUAAAAACAGCUCUCGACUUGGACAAAUACUGUAAUACUGUUACGAAUUUUAUUUCAUUACUCAAUUGUUACAUUCAAUUGAAUAUUACAAAUCAUGGCAGAACCAAGGAUAGUAACAGAACAUUCUUCUAGUAAAAGAAGUAUUUUAUUUGUACUGUUAGAACUUGUGUAUUUUAUAGUUUUGCUAGUGCCAAACAUUUUAAGUGCAUUUGUACGGAAGAUUUUUCCACCUAAAAGCAAACGGCUUGAUGGAUUAGUCGUAUUGGUGACUAGUGCUGGUAGUGGCCUGGGCAGAGAGUUGGCCCUCGGGUUUGCCCACCACGGAGCCUCGGUGGCCUGUGUGGACGCUGACAAGAGAGCGGCGUUGGAAACAGCUGAGGAGAUUGUCAGAGACGGUGAGAGGGCUAAGGCAUACCAUACGGAUGUGAGGAGCCCAGAGCAGGUUGCCAAGCUGAGUGAGGCGGUUGCUAGGGACCUUGGUCUUUUGGACAUCCUUGUUGUCUACCACACGUCCUUCGUCUCACAAGCUGUGGAGGACACUUUGGACUCAACUGCCAGGACAUUGGUCGAAGACAACUUUCUCAGCCAUGUCUGGAUGGUGAGAGAGUUCCUGCCCCGCAUGAAGCAGCGAGGUGCGGGUCAUAUAGUAUCAGUGACAUCACUAGCAGGGCAGGCUGGCUUGGCGGGGGCUGCUGUAUACUCUGGUACCUGCUGGGCUGUCAAUGGUUUUAUGGAAAGUGUGAAAACGGAAGUUCUCUUGGAAGGGCAUGAUAACAUACAAUUCACAUUAGUGAAUGCAGCUGUUAUGGAUACUUCACUAUCAAAAAACUACUCCCUAAAUGCAAUGUAA
This is a messenger RNA of Macrosteles quadrilineatus (aster leafhopper), 1024 nucleotides long. Its product is annotated as short-chain dehydrogenase/reductase family 16C member 6-like. The coding region runs from base 269 to 1024 and encodes 251 amino acids. Gene Ontology annotation, cellular component: lipid droplet. The record is from RefSeq and is a predicted model, not a curated record. Gene Ontology annotation, molecular function: oxidoreductase activity, acting on the CH-OH group of donors, NAD or NADP as acceptor. NCBI's taxonomy places the organism in Eukaryota, Metazoa, Arthropoda, Insecta, Hemiptera, Cicadellidae. The transcript has 5 exons.